Chrysemys picta bellii (western painted turtle) is the source of this 413-nucleotide messenger RNA. Lineage: Eukaryota; Metazoa; Chordata; Testudines; Emydidae. The record is from RefSeq and is a predicted model, not a curated record.
CCGCCGCCCCGGGCCCGUUUCUCGGACGAGCAGCUGGUGGCCAUGUCGGUGCGGGAGCUGAACCGCCGCCUGCGGGGCUGCGGGAAGGACGAGGUGCUGCGGCUGAAGCAGAAGCGCCGCACGCUGAAGAACCGCGGCUACGCCCAGUCCUGCCGCUUCAAGCGGGUGCAGCAGCGCCACGUGCUGGAGGCGGAGAAGUCCGCGCUGGCCCGCGAGCUGGACGCCCUGCGGGGGGAGCUGGCCCGGCUCGCCCAUGAGCGCGACCUCUACAAGGCCCGCUGCGACAAGCUGCUGCCCCAGCCCCCCUCGCCCUCCCAGUUCCUCCUCUGAGCCGCCAGCCGGGGGGGCCACGGACACUGGGGGCGGCCUGCAGGGGGCGCUGCUCCGGGGAGGCCUCAGGGGGUGUCCUUCCG